CAACUUGAAAUGGUUAUUUACCAUCUUUCUAACAAAAGAGUUCUCCUGCUCCCUUCCAAUCUCCUCCAGACACCAAUUCCCUCAUUUUAUCCACAAAUAAAAUCGCCAAACAAACGAUUUAACGAAACAAUCUUUCCACUCCAUUUCUCUAUUUUCCCCAAUGGAAGGAAAAGCCGAAAGACUCCACGGGUGAUAGUGAAUGGAAAUGGAGUCCACCCGCUUCGCUAAACCCUCAACUCCCACCAAGAUUUACUCUCUCACCAAAAUGGCUCUGCAUAAUUCUUCUUACAGGGCUCUGUCGCUGAGAAAUUACUCAUCUUUUAGGAAUACAACUGCUGGCAGCUUGUUACAAUUAAGAAGAAGCUCUUCAGCGAAAGUCUUAUCCCUCUUUCAUGUGACAUGCUAUUCUACUUGCUCUGGUAUAGAAUAUUGCUCAUCCUCAAAGCGAAGAUCACGUGGGCCUGUCAUGGCAGCAAAAGGAAAAUCUGAAGGGGAAAAACAGGAGGAUGGCAAGUAUAAGCACACAAUUGACCUCCCUAGGACUGCCUUUGGCUUAAGAGCGAAUUCUGUUGUGAGGGAGCCCGAAAUACAAAGAUUAUGGGAUGAAAAUCAGGUGUUUAAGAGGGUUGCCAGUAGGAAUACUGGGGCAAGUUUUGUGCUUCACGAUGGCCCUCCUUAUGCAAAUGGUGAUUUGCAUAUGGGUCAUGCCUUAAAUAAGAUUUUGAAGGAUAUUAUCAACCGCUAUAAGCUUCUUCAGAACUAUCGAGUUCAUUAUGUCCCUGGUUGGGAUUGUCAUGGCCUGCCAAUUGAAUUAAAAGUUUUACAGUCACUGGAUCAGGAUGCUAGAAAGGAGCUGACACCACUAAAAUUGAGAGCAAAGGCUGCCAAAUUUGCAAAAUCAACUGUCAAGAAUCAGAUGGCAGCUUUUAAGCGAUAUGGCGUAUGGGGAGACUGGGAUCACCCAUAUCUCACUCUUGAUCCUGAGUAUGAAGCUGCUCAGAUUGAAGUGUUCGGCCAGAUGGCCUUGCAAGGGUAUAUCUAUAGAGGCAGGAAGCCAGUUCAUUGGAGCCCCUCGUCUCGAACUGCUCUUGCAGAGGCUGAGUUGGAGUAUCCUGAGGGGCAUGUUUCAAAGAGCAUGUACGCUGUUUUUAGAUUAGUCAGUGCCCCUACAUCAUGUAAACUGUUAAAUGAUUUCAUUCCCAAUCUGGGUUUGGCUAUUUGGACUACAACCCCAUGGACUAUUCCUGCUAAUGCUGGUGUUGCUGUCAAUUCAAAGCUUCAAUAUGCUGUUGUUGAAGUUGAUUCCAGUUCUAUAGACUUAACUGCACCAUCGGUCAAUAAAGAGAAAAGGGUUGGCAAUGCCUUGAAGGAUCAUAACAAGCUCUACUUAGUUGUCGCAUUGGACCUUGUGCCAACUUUAGAAGCAAAAUGGGGUGUGAAGCUUAUCGUGAAGACAGCACUUACUGGCGCAGAACUUGAAAACUGCAGGUAUGUUCAUCCCAUAGAGAGUAGAGAAUGCCCAGUCGUUGUUGGUGGGGAUUAUAUCACGACAGAAUCAGGAACUGGACUAGUGCAUACUGCUCCUGGGCAUGGUCAAGAAGAUUAUGUAACUGGCCUUAAAUAUGGUUUGCCCGUCCUUUCCCCGGUGGAUGAUGAAGGAAAGUUUACUGAAGAAGCUGGGCAAUUCAGCGGUCUUGACGUGCUUGGAGAUGGCAAUGUUGCUGUUAUUGAGUGCUUGGACAAGAACUCAUCAAUGAUCAUGGUUGAGCCAUACAAACACAAGUAUCCAUAUGAUUGGCGAACAAAGAAACCUACAAUUUUCAGGGCAACUGAACAAUGGUUUGCUUCAGUAGAAGGAUUCCGUAGUGCUGCAAUGGAUUCAAUUAACCAAGUAUUCUGGAUACCCCCCCAGGCAGAAAAUCGAAUUUCUUCUAUGACUUCAAGUCGUUCUGAUUGGUGUAUCUCCCGGCAAAGAACUUGGGGUGUGCCAAUCCCGGUUUUUUAUCACGUGGAGUCGAAGGAGCCAUUGAUGAAUGAAGAAACUAUUGGUCAUAUUAAGUCUAUCGUUUCCCAGAAAGGAAGUGAUGCAUGGUGGUACAUGAAGGUAGAGGAACUGCUUCCAGAAAAGUAUCGCAAAGAAGCAUCAAGCUAUGUAAAAGGAACUGAUACGAUGGAUGUAUGGUUUGACUCAGGUUCUUCAUGGGCUGCAGUAUUGACGAAGAGAAAGGGUCUUAGUUAUCCUGCAGAUUUGUAUCUCGAAGGUACAGACCAGCAUCGUGGCUGGUUUCAGAGUUCAUUAUUGACAAGUAUUGCUACUAAUGGAAAGGCUCCAUAUCGUGGUGUCGUAACACAUGGAUUCGUACUUGAUGAGAAAGGUUUCAAGAUGAGCAAAUCUCAAGGAAAUGUUGUCGACCCAAGAACUGUGAUUGAAGGAGGGAAGGACCAAAAGGAGUCCUUUGGAGCAGAUGUACUUAGGCUCUGGGUUUCCAGUGUAGAUUAUACUGGGGAUGUCACGAUCGGGCCUAAAGUCCUCCGUCAAAUGUCAGACAUAUACAGGAAACUAAGAGGAACCUUGCGGUUUCUUUUGGGGAACCUGCACGAUUGGAAAGCUGAUUAUGCUGUUCCUUACAGUGAGCUUCCAGUGAUAGAUCAAUAUGCGUUAUUUCAACUUGCAAGUGUUGUGAAAAACAUUAAAGAGAGCUAUGACAAUUAUCAGUUCUUCAAGAUUUUUCAGAUUAUUCAGCGGUUCAUUGUAGUUGAUCUCUCUAAUUUCUACUUGGAUGUUGCCAAAGAUCGACUUUAUGUGGGGGGAACGACUAGCGCUACAAGGAGGAGUUGUCAAACAGUCCUUGCUGCACAUUUACUUUCUAUUGUGAGGGUCAUUGCUCCAAUUUUGCCACACUUGGCAGAGGAUGUUUGGCAGAAUCUUCCUUUCCCAUUCACUGCUGAAGAUGGACAUAAGGCAAAUUUUGUCUUUGAGUCAAGAUGGCCUGUGUUAAAUGAAAAACAUCUCUCAUUCCCAGAGGAAGAGGUUAAUUUUUGGGUGACGAUUCUUGAGCUGAGAACUGAGGUAAACAAAGUGCUGGAGGUCGCUCGUACUAUGAAGCUGAUUGGUUCGAGCCUUGAGGCAAAGGUCUAUCUUCAUGCAUCUGAUGCUGGCCUUGUUUCCAGAUUAGUUGACAUGUGUUCAUCGGAGAACGAUGCUGAUACAUUGCAUCGCAUCUUCUUAACAUCUCAGGUCGAGAUUCUUCCAUCUCUGGAAAUUGUCAACAAAGAUGAUAUACCAUGCACCGGAGAGUAUCUUGUUCAGAACAAGAACAAAGUCUGGGUCGGUGUGUCACGUGCUAGUGGCUUGAAAUGUGAAAGAUGCUGGAAUUUUUCACUUCAAGUUGGCAGUUAUGACGACCACCCCUUACUUUGUGGCCGUUGCCACGGCGUUGUCAACCAGCCAAUUCCAGCAAUGGCAGCAGCUAGCUGAGAUUUUUCCAAGGUAGAUGCAGAAAAAGUUGUUCUUCCAAAACCAGCAUUACCAUGUGGCCCAUGUUAUUUGAAUUAAUGAGACGCUGAAUUCAAAUGAAAUGGGGAGGGAGGAGGCUAUGCAUUUUUGAGCUUGAGAUAGUGCAUAAGACAACACCAAUUUGCUUCAUAUGAAGCCUGAUUUUUGCAUAUUGAAUUGAAUAGAUUAUGUUUUUAUUAAUUGAGUUGUAGAAUAUAAAUGUAAAGAAGAGGCUGCGUUUGUUCCUGCAGACUGCAGUUCCCAAGUUAUAGUAUAUCAGGAGUUACAAUCCCUCUCUGGGAUGAGUCUUUGUCAACAA
Sesamum indicum (sesame) is the source of this 3815-nucleotide messenger RNA. RefSeq names its product tRNA synthetase class I (I, L, M and V) family protein (gene OVA2). The record is from RefSeq and is a predicted model, not a curated record. NCBI's taxonomy places the organism in Eukaryota, Viridiplantae, Streptophyta, Magnoliopsida, Lamiales, Pedaliaceae. Gene Ontology annotation, molecular function: ATP binding; isoleucine-tRNA ligase activity; tRNA binding. Gene Ontology annotation, cellular component: mitochondrion. Gene Ontology annotation, biological process: isoleucyl-tRNA aminoacylation; mitochondrial translation.